Molecule: messenger RNA, 793 nt
Organism: Leucoraja erinaceus (little skate)
Lineage: Eukaryota; Metazoa; Chordata; Chondrichthyes; Rajiformes; Rajidae
Product: oxidation resistance protein 1-like
Exons: 6
Coding region: 260-778 (172 amino acids)
Source: RefSeq, a predicted model, not a curated record
UGGCUGUGGGUUAAUCCAAUUUCCCCCUUCACUGUUUGCAGUUUGGUAGACUCCAGAAUGAGACAUUCACAUCACUGAGCAUGUCUGGUGCAGAGCUGAGCUGCGAUGCAGUUGGUGAAGUGGUGAAUGUCCAGGCCUUGAGCAAGUUAGUGAAAUGAGAGACGGAGUAACGAGUGCAUCAGCAUUGCAAGCUAAUUGAAGGUGGCGAUGCACCGACUCUAUCCAUGAGAUCCAAAACUUACACGAAAGCGUUGUCAACAUGUUCAGCACCAAAAGAUUAAAGAAAAAGUCCCAGUCAGUGGACAUGACUGCUGCAGGAUAUAGCAGUCCGAUAACAGCUAAUGAUCCAUCAUCACAAUCUGACCUCAAGCCAACCAGGUCAGAUGAGGCGCAGAAUAAUGGAGCCAACACACAGAGGCGCAAUACUAAACGAAGCGAAUUCCAGAGAUAUUAUACAGUAGAUACCGGCCAGAAAAAGCACCAGGAGAGGAAAGACACCCGGUGGAUGUCUUCACAGAAGCCCAAAGGGACCAUUGAAUACACGGUUGAAUCGAGGGACUCUUUGAAUAGCAUCGCACUCAAAUUUGACACGACACCUAAUGAGCUUGUGCAACUGAAUAAAUUGUUCUCGAGAGCUGUUGUUCCAGGCCAGAAUCUCUACGUUCCUGAUCCAGACUAUAUCUCCAGUGUGGAAAGUUCGCCAUCACUGAGUCCUGUCAGCCCAUUGUCUGCAACCUCUUCAGAAAUAGAGUUUGAAAAACCUUUGGUAAGGACCUGAGAGAAAGAAUUAUAA